This is a messenger RNA of Vespa mandarinia (Asian giant hornet), 1799 nucleotides long. Its product is annotated as synaptic vesicle glycoprotein 2B. The record is from RefSeq and is a predicted model, not a curated record. Gene Ontology annotation, biological process: transmembrane transport. Gene Ontology annotation, cellular component: membrane. NCBI's taxonomy places the organism in Eukaryota, Metazoa, Arthropoda, Insecta, Hymenoptera, Vespidae. Gene Ontology annotation, molecular function: transmembrane transporter activity.
GAAAGGUGGUGUAUAAUGAAACCCUCCUUUUCGUCGUUCAUUUCUCAGUCAGCUUCUCGACGAUAUAUUUUGUUUCCGCAUAUGAAACAACAUCGUGAUUUCUAAUAAGAAAUUUAUUCUCGAAAUUCCAUCGUUAAGAUGUCACCUAACAGUAUGAACGAGAUGAAUGAAAAAAAGAGUAUAGACGAUCGUAACCAUUCAUGUGUACAAAGUACAAAAUUGGCAGCCGAUUUUGAGACCGCCAUAGCAGCUACCGGUUAUGGGAAAUUUCAUAUCUUAUUAUAUCUAGCUUUAAUACCGGUUUCUUGGGCAUCGAGUUUUGAUACAGGCAAUAUAUCUGUCAUAUUACCUGCCGCCGAAUGCGACUUGCAAUUAACACUCAUUCACAAGGGAAUUUUAAAUGCCGUCAUUUAUGUCGGUAUGGUAACGAGCGCAUUGAUAUGGGGAUAUCUAGCCGACGUGAAAGGUAGAAAAUCAAUUUUAAUUUAUGGUUUUAUGGCCGACGGAAUAUGUAACGUAUUGUCAGGAUUUUCGCAAAAUUUCGCAACUCUCGUGUUCUUUAAAUUUCUCAGUGGAUUCAUAAUAAGCGGACCGUACGCCGGAACGAUGUCAUAUUAUUCCGAAUUUUAUGGUGCCAGCGUUAGAUCGAGGAUUACGCUUAUUGUCGGCUUCACUGUUACGGCUGGAUGCGUUAUGAAUUCAGGUCUUGCUUGGCUGGUUGUACCACAAAAUUGGUCGAUCGAACUUUGGGAUGGUUAUUUCGUAUAUAAUUCUUGGAGAAUAUUUUUAUCUUUGUGCGGUGUACCAACAUUGAUCGGUGUAUUCCUGAUAUCAUUUUUCCCGGAGAGUCCGAAAUUUCUUAUGAGCCAAGGACGUAAAGAGGAAGCUUUGAAGGUUUUCCGACAAAUUUAUAGAAUGAACACUGGCAAACCAGAGGAGGAUUAUCCGAUAAACGAAUUGGCUGACGAGUUCGAGAUGAAAAAUUUUACGGACAUUUCUACGAGAGAUACGAUCGUUCCAGCUAAGAGAACAUUCAAAAGUGGUUUACUUCAAAUGAAACCAAUCUUCUUCAAACCGUAUAUAUUCAGAUUGGUUUUGAUCCUGACUCUACAAUUUUGCAGUAUGCUCGCUCUCAACACAAUACGAUUAUGGCAGCCUCAACUUUUCGCGAUAUUGCAAGACUUCAAUCCAAUCGAUUUCAAUAUUACCGAUCACGAGCCAGCAUUUUGUGAAAUAUUGGAUGCCGUCACUUAUUCGUCAGCACAGAAUGCAAACUUAACUAACAAUAUUAUCGAGGCGACAAAUUGUUCGAAGAUCGUGAUACCGGAAAGCAUGUAUAUAGAUUCGACUAUAGUUUCGACAGCUGCGAUAUUUUUCCUCUUCGUCGCGAGCAUGUUCGUGACUUUAUUGGGCCACAAAAAUCUUUUAUACAUUUGUUACACGGUAUGUAUCUUAUCGCUGAUAUCAAUAACUUGGUCGACGAGUUAUUUAUUGACAUUGGGAUUGACCUGCCUCUUCGUCGGUAUAAUGAUGACAACAUUGAACAUUGUAGUAGGGGCCACUGUACUUUUAUUCCCAACUUCAUUAAGAACGAUGGCAGUAAGUUUGGUAAUGAUGAUAGGAAGAUCUGGAUCUCUGAUCGGCAAUGUCGUGUUUCCGGUAUUGCUCGAGUACGGAUGCAUAGCUCCGAUCAUGACGAUAGCUUGCUUUCCCCUACUUGGUAUCGUAUUGGCAUAUUUCAUACCAAACAGUAAGAAUAAAAAUGAGAAAAAUGUCGAGUCUGGAUCAUAAAUAAAAAA